AUAUAUGUUAUAAUAAUUCCUAUAUUGAUUAUUAUGGUGAUUACGUAGAAAAAACUAGUCUAUAGUGUGGAAAUAGUGAAUAUAGUGAGAUGUUCCUUGCUAGUUAAUAUGACAGUUGAACAAGGGUGAACUAGCUUGUUGAGGACCCGGAUGUGAGGGAAAAUGUACCGUUUGUGUGUUUGUUUGUUUAGGAGUGAUGGAGCUGCGACCCGGGGGUGAUAAAACUUGAUAAUAUAUUGUUGGUUGUUCGGUGUUGUGGCCGGACGAUGAUGGAGAGAUGCCCGAGGCCUUUGAGACGAUGGGGUUACUGGCUGCCCUGAUGGUGUUCCUACGAGUGUGUGUCCGUCGGGGAAACUCUUAGAUGAAGGUGCCGGAAUGGCUCUUACGCCUGAGGAAGGGAGGAGGAGGAAAGAGGCGUGGAGGAGAGGACCAAGAGGUACCUCCAGCCUCCUCCAUCAGUACCCCAAUACUCGUUCACUCCACCAGUCAUUUGCUCAACCCCAUAGUGAGGGCCGGCACGGACGGUAACGCCGGCCGGUACGCUAAUGCCUCUACGUCGGCCAGCACGCCCGUCCUCGCGCACUCCUGCUUCCACGGGAAAUCCGGGAAGGACGGCGGCGCGGGGCGUCCGUCGCCUCCCUCGAGCGCCGUCCCCCUGCACGGUGGCCCGAGAGACAGCCGGCUGUCUGACGAGUCGUGUCUCCUGCGGCGGGACGCUGCCGUGCGUCACAGCAUCGCCGGCAGCAACAGAAGCACCACGUUUAGUCAGACCGGCCGUAACUCCGUGUCGUUCGCGCCCAGAACCGCCACCAGCAAGACGGACGGUCACUUGGACGUCAGGCGGGAUGCGUCGGGCAGCACUAAGCCCAAGACCCAAGGGUUGAGGAACUUUCUAAGAAGUAACAGCGUCAGGGAACCACCGAGCGAGACUCCCGGCCACAAGAAUCCAUCAAGACCGUCCACGGGUCUCGCCUCAAAUAAUGAGAGCAACGCGGCGGUCGAUUCUUCCGCUUCGUCCAACGCGAAGAGAAAAAAUAACUGUGUUAAGAAACCGGCGGAGGAGAAGAAGAACGUCUCCCGUAAACUGGGGACUAAAGCUAAGAGGAGCAGCGAGCCGUGUGUGUCCGUCCAGAAGAAGGUCUCCAGGGACGGCAUCAGGCGUAAGAGUUCCCAGCAGAAGGACUCUCUCUCCUCCUCCUUCCGUUUCUUCCGUAGGCCCGACGCCGUACGGGUCGGGAAACGUCGGGAGGAGUCGCCCGACGCCGGCGUCAGUUCUCCCGAUCUCUCGCAGCAGAUGUCGACGCCUCCGGUGUUACGCGGUGAGGAGUCGUCCCGCUGCAGGAGUCGACCCCGGAGCUUUGACGAAAAUACUCUGACCAGAUCCUCCGGCCGUUCCCACGAACCCAGCAGAGGCGUCGAGAGGAAUCGUUCGUUUAGAAUCGUGAGAAAUGUGAACGUCUGUCCGCCGGAUCCGCCGACCGCUAUCUCCCUUGGUGCCGGACGCGGCUACAAUAAACCCAAAGUCACGAGGCGUCUGGACUUUGGGGCCCAACCGGCCGGCGACCGAGGCGUUAAAAAACAAAAAUCACGACCCACGCGACUCUGUAAGUGUACGGCAAGUAGCUCCUGCAACCACUGUAGGGGCGACGGCGGGCAUCUUAACUACGGGGAUCCCCGGAGGGUCGGCGGCGAGGGCACGUACGACAACGAGCCGACGGACGGCGAGGUCGGACGAGGUGCCGAAGACCCGAACUCGGAGGACGGUGACCGGCCGAGCGACGCCUCGAAAGAGAAGCCCUCCAGGAUGGCCGAGAGGAGACCGUCGGUACGUAAGGCCCUGGAGACGUACGAGCAGCUGUACAUAGCCAGACGGGACAGAGAGAGGCUACAGAACCGCCCCACGGCACUCUACAUCCCCGUGGACAAGACGACGGAGACGGCCGGCGAGAACGACCCGCCCGACGUUAAAGAUUACCUCCUGGAGUACGACGAACCGGGCCGCCCGAUACCCGUCUCCUCAGAAGACUCCUCAGACGUAAUCACCCCAACACAGCCCAGAAAGAGGAACCUCUCCCCCAUCACCCUAGAGAUGAAGAAAGCUCACAAGACGUGCAGCGGCUCGGAGGAAAACCGCGACUCGGCGAUGGACGGACGUUACGGGGAUCACCGAGACCAGACCCUGUACUCCAAACCCCUGACGUCGAAAUUCGGUCGAACGGAGACGGAGAACUUGGACGAACUAGACGACCCAGACGACCCACUCGAGGAGAUUAUGAGGGCCUUGGAGGAGAAGACCAAACCCUCAAUGCCGCCAAGGAAGUACGACUCGAGCGAUGACGAUGAUGAUUUUGUUGACCUCGACGAUGUUUUGGUCGACUACGAUCUGCCUGGCGUGAGGAAACAGAGGGGUGAGGAUGACAACUUGGCGUGUGGGCUGAGUUACCUGCCGUCAACUGGACCAUCCGGGGUGCCGCGGUCCGCCACCCCGCCACCCUCCUUCACCAUGAGUAGCGGUUGUGGUCAUCCGCCCUCUCAGCCGACCGCCUCCAUCAUCAACACACACCCCCCGGCCCUUCCUCUCAGUAGACCGCAUCCUUACCUGCCACAUCCUCUUAACAUUUCACAGGAAAAUGGUGGUGGAGGAGGAGGAGGAAGCUCGGGGCUGCGUGUUGGGUCCCCAGAUCGGCCGGAGAAGAGCAUCAGGGUCCAUGUUAAUUCCCUCUUUAAUGUUGUCAAGUUCGGUGAAGGGACGGACAUCAAGGAACCAAAUAUCAAGUGCAUAAUAAGCGUGGUGAUCAGCCGACAAGCGCCAGGAAUGCGGCCGUACGAUGGGAUGUUCGCUAUCAGGCUGCGGAACACCAUCACAAGGGAAAUUCAUUGGCUGCACCAGGACCUGACCAUGUACCAGGUCGAGGAGAAAUACCCAGAAUUCCAGAACGAAGAUUGGAAGUUCGAGCUGCGAGUUCGUUACGUCCUCAACGACCUCCACCUGUUGUACGAGAAGGACCGCAGCACCUUCUGUUAUUAUUACGAACAGGUCAAGAACGAUUAUCUAGAGGAUGAGGCAAGAGUCAACGAGGGGAUGGAUCAAGACGUGGCCCUUCAGCUCGCUUGUAUAGAAAUUAAGCGGCUUUUUAAGGAUUUGAGCUGCAGUACCCUAGAGAAAAAAUCCAACUUCGAGUAUCUAGAAAGAGAGGUCGGUUUCCACAAGUUCCUCCCGUCGACGGUACUGAACACCAUGAAAUCCAAGACGUUGAGGAAGUCGCUGCAACAACACUUCAAGAAAUACGGCCACCUGUCGGAGUCCGAGUGUUACUUUAAGUUCCUCGAGCUGUUGGGGAAGGUCAAGAAAUACGACCAGGAGUCAUUUCGUUGUGCGCUUGGGUCUGGUUGGUCCAUUCCCGUGACUCUGCUCGUGGGACCAUCUGUCGGCAUCUCAUAUAUGACAGACUCGGCGGCUAAGCCCAACCACAUGGCGAGCUUCGAGCAGGUGCAGAGCGUAGAGACAUUGACAACCGACUGUGAUACCCACCGCAAAGCUCUCGUCCAGCUUAAGGUCGCCGGGACAGCAGAGGCACUCACCGUCACUUGUCCCAGCAUAGCGAGCGCCGAGAGCCUAGCCGACCUCAUAGAUGGUUACUGCCGGCUCGUCAACAACACUCGCACCUCCCUCUGGAACACGAAAGUUCAUGUUUGGAAGUCUUUGCCGUGUCCAUGCCAGAUGCCACAAGAAGUGAGUGGAUCGGGCAGUGGCAGUUCACGACACAGCUCGGAGACCGGCGGAGACUCGAGGAGAGGAGGCGGAGGCUCGGAAGACUACGCGGAGAUCGUUGAUGAUGAGGGCGACUAUUCCACGCCUGCAACCAAAGAUUAUGAGCUGGAGAGAUCCCACAUAGACGUCGGGGAGAUCAUCGGAGAGGGACAGUUCGGGGACGUACACACAGGGCAGUACACAUCGCGGGACGGCUCCUCUGAACCAGUCGCCAUCAAGACGUGCAAAGUGGAAUCGGAGGGAACUAUAGCGGAGAAAUUUCUAGAAGAGGCGUAUAUCAUGCAACAGUUCGACCACCCGCACAUUAUCAAGCUCAUCGGCAUCUGCUCGGAGUCUCCCAUAUGGAUCGUCAUGGAGCUGGCUAGAUACGGGGAAAUGCGAGCCUUCCUCCAGAACAACAAGGACCACCUCAAUCUGGCGACCCUGGUACUCUACGCCUUCCAGCUCUCCACAGCCUUGUCCUAUCUAGAGAGUAAAAAGUUUGUCCAUAGGGACAUUGCGGCCAGGAACGUAUUGGUCUACUCUCAGGACUGCGUUAAAUUGGCGGACUUUGGCCUCUCCCGCUGGGUCGAGGAGCAGAGUUACUACAAGGCCAGCAAGGGGAAGCUUCCUAUUAAGUGGAUGGCACCCGAGAGCAUCAAUUUUAGACGUUUUACUAGUGCCAGCGAUGUUUGGAUGUUUGGUGUAUGUAUGUGGGAGAUCCUUAUGCUAGGUGUGAAACCAUUCCAAGGAAUCAAAAAUAACGACGUCAUCAAGAGGAUCGACAACGGAGAGAGACUUGCCCUACCCGCUAACUGUCCGCCGCGGCUCUACUCCCUCAUGUCUCAGUGCUGGACCUACGAGCCGUCGAAACGUCCGUCAUUUAAGGAGAUCAAGGAAGCACUCAAUGAGAUCUUACGCGAGGAAAGAAUACAACACCAGGAAACGAUGCGUCGAGAGAACCGCCGCGUCCAGGGCAUGUCUUGGGCAGGUUCCGAUGAGCCUCCGCCGAAGCCAGCUAGAGUCCCGAUGAUGUCCGGGGGCCGAGGACACACGUCAACGCCCCCGCCGCCGUCCGGUCUGGGCUCGCCGCCUCUCUACGCCCCGUCUCAGGUCAGUAGCAGCGGCCCGACCACCUACAUCGUCGCCCAGACCCCAGAGGUGCUCAGUCAGCUGAUGCGCGACAACCACAACCGGGCCGCCAACGCUCCCGGCUCCUACAUCUCCCCGGCCUCCGUUCUCAACACCCUGCCCGUCGAUUUCGUCAACGCCCCGCGCUCCCCCCCGGCCGUCACCACCUCCCAGUCUAACCCCCACUCACCCUUCUCCACCCUCACCCACCCUCAGUCUUCCACCCACUCCCUCCCUCAUCAUAGCAGCAGUCACUAUUCCCCCCACUCCACCCUAUCCGCCCCCCACUCUCCUCUCGGGUCCCCCUCUGGGGCGUCCGCCAGGCGUCGGGGCGGGCGGGGCUGCACACUGGAACGCGGGGCAUCGGCUGCGGCGGGUGGAGGGGGCUGGGGAGGAGCCAGUUCGGGAGGUUCCGGCUCACCUUCGCCAGUUCCCUUCUCGCCGCCGUCAACACUAGUCAAGCGUCAGGGUAGUCAUCACAGCGACUCGGGGGAUUGGAUGCCCGGGGCCGGUAGUCUUGGCGGGCCGAGCAGCUUGGCCGGGUCGGGGAUGCCUGCGGACGUGGCUGAACUGCAGCACAAACUCUUGGAACAACGACUGAGGCAACAACAACGACAGACGGAAGAAGAUAACCGCUGGCUUGCUCAUGAGGAGAAUAAUAUGAGGAAGCGAAUGUCUCUAGCCAUGAGCGCCUCGGACAAAUCCGACUCCGACAGCGAUUCCCCGGUUGCUCACCACCCUCCCUCCUCCCCCUCCCCCGCACGGACAGAGGACAGGGAGAGAUCCGCCACUCCGCUAUCCAAUGGAUCCGGAUCUGUAGCGGAAGAGCCAAAGAUUGUUGUUAAGCAAGUAGAGCCAACUCCAACGGCAGAUUUAGACCGCAGUAACGACAAGGUCUACGCGUCGACCAUUCACGUCGUCAAGGCCAUAACGGCCCUCACCCAGGACGUGAAGGAGGGCCAGAUGCAGAAUUACCUCGACCACGUGAAGAAGGUCGGAUUGGAAUUAAGGGAUCUCUUGGCCACGGUUGACACCCUCGUCUCGACCAUCCCGCCCGUUUCACACAGAGAGGUGGAGUUAGCGCAUAAGGUGCUAUCAAAAGACAUGACAGACUUGGUGCAGGCGUACAAACUGGCCCAGAAGUACAGCAACACCACGCUUGACGAGGAGUACCGAAAGCAGCUGCUGUCUGCCGCGCACGUCCUGGCCAUGGACUCCAAGAACCUGCUAGACGUCAUCGAUGGCGUCAGAGUGAGGCACGACAUGGCAGCCUUCUUGCCAAACAAACAUUCCGCUGUGUAAUUGAAAACCCCCUACACAA
Homarus americanus (American lobster) is the source of this 6203-nucleotide messenger RNA. RefSeq names its product focal adhesion kinase 1-like (gene Fak). NCBI's taxonomy places the organism in Eukaryota, Metazoa, Arthropoda, Malacostraca, Decapoda, Nephropidae. Gene Ontology annotation, biological process: protein phosphorylation; signal complex assembly. Gene Ontology annotation, cellular component: focal adhesion; cytoskeleton. Gene Ontology annotation, molecular function: ATP binding; protein tyrosine kinase activity. The record is from RefSeq and is a predicted model, not a curated record. The transcript is spliced from 24 exons. Bases 362 to 6184 code for a protein of 1940 amino acids.